Molecule: messenger RNA, 1872 nt
Organism: Lucilia cuprina (Australian sheep blowfly)
Lineage: Eukaryota; Metazoa; Arthropoda; Insecta; Diptera; Calliphoridae
Gene: beag
Product: protein Red
Exons: 2
Coding region: 111-1751 (546 amino acids)
Biological process (GO): mRNA splicing, via spliceosome
Cellular component (GO): nucleus
Source: RefSeq, a predicted model, not a curated record
CAACCUUUUACUAAAUUGUUUUUUCCUAUUUGUAAAAAAAUAUUGAACGCAGUGAAAAACUUUAUUAAUAUAUAUUAAACUUAAAUUAAUAAGGCUUAAAGACGCCACAAAUGUCAGAAUCCUCUCAUAUGGAAGCACCUCCUUCGGUGCGUCUAACAAAUGAUGAUUUUCGUAAACUCCUGGCGACUCCCAGAGCACCUGCGUCUGGCUCAGCCACCUCGUUAGCAACAGCAACUUUUGCCACUCCAGGAACACCAGCCUCUGCGGAAAAAAAGAAAACACCAAAUGCUGCUGCUGGUAGCAGUAGUGAACGUGGUGAUUUAAGGCGUAAAAAGAAAAAUUUCUAUGCAGCCCUCAAAAAACAAGAGGACAAUAAGCUGCAAGAGUUGUCGGAAAAGUACAGAGAUCGUGCCCGCGAAAGAAGAGAUGGUGCCAAUCCAGAUUAUCAAAAUGUCAGCACUCCGGGACAUGGCAAUACAAAUGCCUAUCGAGCUGUUGCCCCCGACAUGAAGUCGGGCAUUGACGCUGCCGAACGAAGAAGACGUAUUAUACAGGAAUCUAAGUUUUUGGGUGGUGAUAUGGAGCAUACUCAUUUAGUAAAGGGUUUGGAUUAUGCCCUCUUGCAGAAAGUACGUUCAGAGUUGACGGUAAAAGAACUGGAAGAACGUGAAAUGGCUGCCGCUGCAGCGGCUUCUGAAAAAAUGGCUGAAGCACAAGCAGCGGCUGAAAGAUUGGAACAAGAACGCAAGGAGGCAGAAGAUAGUAUGGCUAUAAAAGGUUCAAUGGCACGUAACAUAUUCAAUAUUAUACAAGCCAGACGUUCCAAAGAAAUACAACGUAUUGAACUAUUUGCUCCUGGUAGAAUGGCGUAUGUUAUUGACUUGGAAGAUGAUACUGGGGAGACGGAUAUACCCACUACCCUAAUACGUUCAAAAUACGAGGUUCCUUUAAAUAGAGAAGAUGCCGCCACACUAACAACCAAUGACAUUGUUAUCAAUAAAUUAUCACAAAUAUUGUCAUAUUUAAGAGCCGGUGGUCGUAAUAAGAAAAAUAAGAAACGUGAUAAGGAUAAACCUUUAUUCCAUGAACGUGACAUAGAUCAGUUGCAUUCUUCGACAAUGUCUUCUUCAAAAUCUGUGGCUAAACCAGCCACUGGUGACUCCAUUUAUGAUGAUAUUGGUGAUUACCAACCUCCUAGUAAAAAUGAUUCAAAAUCAAAAUCAGAUAAAUAUGGUCAUUCGUCCUCAUCAGCAUCUUCGUCCGCCAAACCUUCAGCUUCCUAUUUUGGCGAUACCAACAAGCAAUCGGAAGAGGCUGAACCCAUCAUAACUAGUAUACCACCUCCACCAAAAAUUAAUAAAUCUAUUGUGUCACGUUUCGCCAAUGAACCCGAAGGCUAUGCUGAAUGUUAUCCUGGCCUUGAGGAAAUGAACGAUGCCAUUGAUGAUUCCGAUGAUGAGGUGGACUAUACAAAAAUGGAUUUGGGUAAUAAGAAGGGUCCCAUUGGACGUUGGGAUUUCGAUACCCAAGAAGAAUACUCAGAUUAUAUGAGUACUAAAGAAGCUUUGCCAAAAGCUGCCUUUCAAUAUGGUGUUAAAAUGCAGGACGGUCGUAAAACGCGUAAAAAUAAAACCGAAAAAAGUGAAAAAGCCGAAUUGGAUAGAGAAUGGCAAAAAAUUCAGGGCAUUAUCCAAAAACGUAAAUCUAAAACUUCAUCCGAUGAACCCGAUUACAAACAGGCUAAAUAUUAAUUUUAUUUUCAUAACAUUAACUCUAAUUUCAAUUAAGUUCAUCAUCAUAAUAAUCAUCUUCAAGAAAUUCUUCAUCAUUAACACUUCCCAAAAAAGAAAUUCAAAGUGAGUAUAUCAUUCA